Molecule: messenger RNA, 1002 nt
Organism: Aedes aegypti (yellow fever mosquito)
Lineage: Eukaryota; Metazoa; Arthropoda; Insecta; Diptera; Culicidae
Gene: Spf30
Product: survival of motor neuron-related-splicing factor 30
Exons: 4
Coding region: 138-857 (239 amino acids)
Biological process (GO): mRNA processing; regulation of alternative mRNA splicing, via spliceosome
Cellular component (GO): nucleus; cytoplasm; precatalytic spliceosome
Molecular function (GO): RNA binding
Source: RefSeq, a predicted model, not a curated record
AAACAUUAAACGUCAAAACAAAAGCAAAAUCCAAAACCUUUCUUCCGAUGCAGUGAAAUUGGCGGAGCAAAACGUUUCCAGAAUAAUUCUCUUUUCCUGGUGUUUAAUUCACGAAUUUGUACUAGAUUCUAUUCACGAUGGCAGACGAUCUCCAAAACUACAAAUUGCAACUACAACAGGUUGAAGCAGCUCUUCUGACGGAUCCGCAAAAUGGUGAACUGCUAAAGCUGAAGCAGGACCUGGAAGAGGUCAUCGAUCUGACGAAGGAUUUGAUCCGAGCCCAACAGGAAGCCGAGCAGAAAAAAAGCGCCUAUGUGGAACCGGCCAGCACCAGAUACUUCGAGGGUGGCCCUUCAGCGGCCGAGAAGAAACAAACGAAACCGACCGUAAUCUGGAAGGUCGGCGACAAGUGCUCCGCCAAAUGGAUCGAAGAUGGACAGUACUACGAUGCCACAAUUGAAUCGAUUACAGACGGUGGUGAAGUCAGUGUCGUUUUCGAUGCAUAUCAGAAUCGAAGCACUACGACACUAUCGGAGCUAAAGGAACAGAAGAUUCGGAACGAAGUAUUUCCUUCAAAUAGUAACAAACGCAUGCGACCCAAUCAGAAGGAAUACCUCAAAAAGAAGAAACAAAAGAAGCUCCAGCGCUUCAAGGAGCUGGAAGAGGAACGGGAAACGGAGAAGAACAAGUGGCUUCAAUUUUCCGCCAAAAGCACCAAGAAGGCGGGAGUCAAGUGCAAGAGUAUAUUUGCUUCACCGGAGAAUGUGAACGGUCGCGUUGGCAUCGGGACUUGCGGAGUAUCCGGUAAACCGAUGACCGAGUUUACCCACGGGGAAAAGUACCGAAAGGGCGUGUAAGAUAUCGAAUGGCGGGGUCAUUUCUAUGGUAAGCACUAUUACAUAUAAAUAUAUCUCUCCCAACUGGAUGCUCUCUGGUGGCAUUCGGGGAGUCUUGAUGAACGGCACUCAUAUUUCUCAAUACAAAUAAACUGAUUCAAAACUA